Molecule: messenger RNA, 2756 nt
Organism: Phascolarctos cinereus (koala)
Lineage: Eukaryota; Metazoa; Chordata; Mammalia; Diprotodontia; Phascolarctidae
Source: RefSeq, a predicted model, not a curated record
CCAGUUUCUGCUUGGCGGGAGUGUUUGCCACCCCAUCUUGGCACAGCCCUAUAUGCAUAUAUAUUUCUUGAAAUUUAUUUUUGAAACAUUUUUCGCUCUUUCUGAUUUGGCUUGCAAGAGGGGAACCCCUAUCCCUGACUGAUAGGAGAAGACAAAUAAGAAAUUGACCUUCCUUUGCAGCGCCAGUCAACCAUGACAGCGGGAGCAGUUGCGUGACUGGUGACGUCUCUGAGUCCUAUAGGUGCAGGGGCUGGUGAGAUAGUAGGAAAUACUCGGAGCUGACUGACAUCCCCCACUUCUCCUGAAGGCCCUGGGAAGGAGGAGAGCUGGGAGUUUCUGAGCGGAGGACCCAGCGAGGGCAACUCGGACCAUGGCGGACGCCGACGAAGCCUUUGGCCUCCCGCAUACGCCCUUGGAGGCCGAGUCUAAGGAGCUGCCUCCCGAGGCCAAGCAGGAGAACCCUCUGGGGAGCAGCAGCAAAGCCCCCGCGUCCCCGCAGGCGGCUUUCACCCAGCAGGGCAUGGAGGGGAUCAAAGUGUUUUUACACGAGCGAGAACUGUGGCUGAAAUUUCAUGAAGUGGGGACCGAAAUGAUCAUCACCAAAGCGGGAAGGCGUAUGUUCCCCAGUUACAAAGUCAAGGUCACUGGACUGAAUCCCAAAACGAAGUACAUCCUGCUCAUGGAUAUUGUACCAGCUGACGACCACAGAUACAAAUUUGCAGAUAAUAAAUGGUCUGUGACUGGGAAAGCAGAACCUGCUAUGCCUGGACGGCUGUAUGUGCACCCAGACUCUCCAGCAACAGGUGCCCACUGGAUGCGGCAGCUGGUCUCCUUUCAGAAACUGAAGCUUACCAAUAACCAUCUGGACCCAUUUGGACAUAUUAUACUGAAUUCUAUGCACAAAUACCAGCCUAGACUGCACAUCGUAAAAGCAGACGAAAAUAAUGGAUUUGGAUCGAAAAACACAGCCUUCUGCACCCACGUCUUCCCAGAGACGGCGUUUAUCGCUGUGACCUCCUACCAGAAUCACAAAAUCACCCAACUAAAGAUCGAGAACAAUCCUUUUGCCAAAGGAUUCCGGGGAAGUGAUGAUAUGGAGCUGCACAGAAUGUCAAGAAUGCAAAGUAAAGAGUACCCAGUGGUUCCCAGGAGUACGGUGAGACAGAAGGUCACUGCCAACCAUAGCCCCUUCAGUGGGGAGGCCAGAGUUCUCUCAGCCUCUUCCAACUUGGGGUCCCAAUACCAGUGUGAGAAUGGCGUCUCCAGUACCUCCCAGGACCUGCUACCCCCUCCUAACCCAUACCCGCUGUCCCAGGAGCAUGGCCAGAUUUAUCACUGCACCAAGAGAAAAGGAGCAUACUGUGGAGUUUUGCAGAGGCAACAUGACUAGUGAAUCAAAAAUUCAGGUGCAAACAUGAAAACAGUUAAAAUCGCAUCUGCAGAAUUGUACUUUUGCCUUUUAAAUGGAUCAAUCUACAGACACAGCUGGCCUUGCUGUUUUGCUUGGAUAUGUCCCGUAUCAGCACCACCUAACCAUCAAAGAAGGUCUUCUUUUAUGGGAAUGCUUGGCAACAAACACACAUCGUGCUGAAAUAUUUAAAGUGUUGAAUAACUUUUUGGAAUCUCAUGGUUUAUGCUGGAACAACUGUGUUGACAUUUGUACUGAUGGUGCGAAAGUGACGGUGGGUAAAACUACUCAAGCUUUAGCACGAAUCAAGACAGCCGUGCCAAGCUGGACAAGUAGUCAUUUUAUUUAGACUUCACCACGGUGUACUUGAAAUUUAAAAAAAAAAUCAGCUUCACUUAAAAAUCGAGCAAUUAAUUAAGCAAUAAAAUUAAGCAAUUAAGUAAUAAGAUCAUUAAUUUUAUUAAAUCUUGAUUCUUGAGUACACCCUUUUUUCAUAUUCUGUGGGAUGAGAAAGUGGGAAGUAUGCAUUAAGCACUCUAGCUGCAUAGGACGGCCGCCUUGUCCAAUUGAAUUGGGAGCUACAUGAGAAGCUUUUUACCUUGAGCACAUUUUUUUCAUUUCAAUGAAUGACUGACAAAUGAUGAUUGUUCAGACUUGGGUAUUUGGCAGACAUCUUUUUGGAAAUGAUUGAAGUGAACCUGUCACUUCAAGGAAAACAAUUUUAUCCUUAUUGAUGAUGAUAAAAUUUGACUUCAAUAGAAAAUUAGAAUUGUUGAAAACAUAACUUGCCCUCAUGAGCUUGACAUCUUCCCAAUAUUUAAAUAUUUUUCUGCUAUGAUUAGUGAUAUUAAUGAUAAUUUUUUCCCCAUAGGCAUAAUGAAAUAUCUUCUACAUUUAGAAGAUCUUGGUGAACCCAUAUUUUUUCUUUUUUUUCCAUUUUUUUUGAACCCAUAUUUUCCAAAUGACUAGUGCAUGAUACAAAAUAACACAUGGGUAAAAGAUCCAUUCAAAGUGCAAGGUAGACCAAUAAAUUUUAAUGUUACAGAGCAGAAAAAGGUUCUUGUUACAGUUUCAGAUUUUACAUUGCAAAUAACUUUUAAGAAACUCCCACUUUCUGAGUUUGGGUGUACUCAUCAAAGAAAAAUAUCUAUAAAUAUUGGAAAAGGCUAUCAAAAUACUCCUCCCAUUUCCAACUACAUAUCUCUGUGAGGCCAGAUUUUCUUCACAUACUUCACAACAACAACAACAAAAAUAUAUCACAAUCGAUUAAAUGCAGAAGUAGAUAUGAGAAUCCAUCUGCCUUCUAUUAGGCUAGACAUUAAAGAGAUUUUUUGGGGAAAAUAAAACA